CGCGCUUUAAAUUACUCCUCUUGUCCUCGAGGCUGAGGGCCGACGCAGACCAUUUACGCUGCAACCUGCAAACCGGCCGAGGGAGGGGGCGAUGGGUUCCGACGCGGCGGCGGUGAGCACCGUGCGGGAGGCUGCGCGCAUGACGUGGGAGGAGUCCAAGCGCGUCUGGGGCAUCGGCAUGCCCAUCGCCAUCGCCGGGCUCAGCAUUUACGCCGUCGGCUCCGUCACCACGAUCUUCGUCGGCCACCUCGGCAACCUGCCCCUCGCCGCCGCCUCCAUCGGCCUCUCCGUCUUCGCCACCUUCUCCCUCGGAUUCUUUCUCGGCAUGGGGAGCGCUCUGGAGACGCUGUGCGGGCAGGCGUUCGGCGCCGGCCAGGUGUCCAUGCUCGGCGUCUACCUGCAGCGCUCCUGGAUCAUCCUCGCCGUCGCCGCGCUCCUCAUGGUGCCCUUCUACGUCUUCGCCGAGCCGCUCCUCCUCGCCAUCGGCCAGGACCCCGCCGUCGCGCGCGAGGCCGCCCGCUUCGCGCUCUACAUCCUCCCCGGCGCGCUCUCCUUCGCCGUCAACUUCCCCACCGCCAAGUUCCUCCAGUCGCAGAGCAAGGUCAUCGUGCCCGUCUGGAUCUGCGUCGGCAGCCUCUGCUUCCACGUCGCGCUCUCCUACCUCCUCGUCACCGUCCUCGGAUGGGGCUCCCCCGGCGCCGCCGUUGCCUACAACCUCUCCCUCUGGGCCAUCGCGCUCGGCCAGUCCGCCUACAUCAUCGGCUGGUGCAAGGACGGCUGGAGGGGCUGGUCCAUGGCCGCCUUCAACGACAUGUGGGCGUUCGUCAGGCUCUCGCUCGAGUCCGCCGUCAUGAUCUGCCUUGAGAUCUGGUACCUCAGCACCAUCACCGUCCUCACCGGCAACCUCCAGGAUGCGCAGAUUGCCGUCGACUCCCUCGGCGUCUGCAUGAACAUAAACGGGUGGGAGAAUAUGAUCUUCAUUGGCAUCAACGCUGCUAUCAGCGUUCGAGUCUCCAAUGAGCUGGGCGCUGGCCGUCCAAGGGUAGCCAUGCACGCCGUCAUCGUCAUCAUCGCCGAGUCGCUGCUCAUCGGGCUGCUAUGCAUGGCCCUCGUCUUGAUCUUCAGAGAUAACUUCGCCAUCAUCUACACCACCGAUUUGGAGCUCCAGCACGCCGUCUCCAAGAUCGCGGGACUCCUUGGCUUGACCAUGGUGCUCAACAGCGUGCAGCCUGUGGUUUCAGGGGUUGCUGUUGGAGGAGGAUGGCAAGGCCUUGUCGCAUACAUCAACCUAGGCUGCUACUACGUUCUCGGAUUGCCCUUGGGCUAUCUUCUAGGCUACAAGUUCAACUAUGGAGUGGGGGGGAUUUGGGCUGGUAUGCUUUGCGGGAUUGCACUUCAGACACUGAUUUUACUCUUCAUAGUGUGGAGAACAGAUUGGAAUGCAGAGGCUGCGCUAGCUUCAAGCCGUGUGCAAAAGUGGGGUGGCACCGAUGGAACCAAACCUCUCCUCGAAGAUGACUAGAUCACCUAAGCAUUAUCUCUUCUUAAGCUUGUCUUGGUAUUGAUGAUAUCAUAUAUCAUUGUAUAAUAGGGUAUGAAACCAGGAACGCUCAAGAUUAGGGGCCGUGAUUUCUUAUAUCAAGUAUCUGGCAUCUGGCUUUGCUCGCCGCUCCUUCCUUCAUAUCAAGCGUGGUUUGAAUAUGUUGGCACAUAAGUCAGUUCGUCGUUGUGAGCAUAUUGUAAAUUGUUUUUACUGCGGUGUGAUUCCGGAAUGUAUUCGGGGUGAAGUAUGUACUGAUGUUCAUUAAUCAAUAAAGUCCCAACUUUAUUUAUAAAAAAAAAGGAAAG
This is a messenger RNA of Triticum aestivum (bread wheat), 1848 nucleotides long. RefSeq names its product protein DETOXIFICATION 35. Gene Ontology annotation, cellular component: membrane. Lineage: Eukaryota; Viridiplantae; Streptophyta; Magnoliopsida; Poales; Poaceae. Bases 92 to 1522 code for a protein of 476 amino acids. The transcript has 7 exons. The record is from RefSeq and is a predicted model, not a curated record. Gene Ontology annotation, molecular function: antiporter activity; xenobiotic transmembrane transporter activity. Gene Ontology annotation, biological process: xenobiotic detoxification by transmembrane export across the plasma membrane.